CGGAGGUCACGUGCUUAGCCCUGUGUGAGGCAGCCUCCGCAGGUCUGGGGUCUCCGCCCUUUCUUAGACCACAAGCUGAAGUUUCUGAUUCUAUAGUGGAGGAAGUGGAAGACCCCCAGAGGGCGCUCUUGAGGCUCAGGGUGCUGUCCCCUGGGCGUUCAGCUCCCCAAGUCAACAGUUGAGGUUUUCAGAUAAGUAACCAACCACCAAGAAAGCUCUCUGUGACUGCAUAUGGGAUUGUCAUAUACUCCUGAACCUGACCCGAGGCCACCAAUUAUUGCUUAUUUUAUGUGGACAACUUCUCAGAGCCACAGACAGACUGUGUCCUUGGAGGCAGGAUCUCGGCUGCCUAUGUAUCUUCCAUAGUGCAGGUAGUCAUGAAGGCUUGCUGGUUUGAGGGCUGCUGCGUAGUCACUAGAUGGAGGAGAUUGAUAAUGACGAGCCCCAGGACAUACCCAAACCCAAGGAAGAUGGGCAACAGAUGUAGCUCACAGUUUCUGUGUCGUUGGAUGAACAGAACACAAAAGACGCAAUAUACUUAUUCAUCAAACUCCGCCUCCCCCCUUUCGCUAAAAACUGUGCAUUUCCUACUUUUAUGCUGCCUAUAUGUUUGAUUUGCACAGCUCAGCUGGUCAGAGGAGCUGAGACAUCCGUCCCCCUACGAGAACCCUCCUGGGUCGAGCAAAAUGAAUGACCCCACACCGACUCCAUACUAUGACAUUGAUUACGGGAUGUCAGAGCCCUGUCAGAAGACCGACGUGAGAAAGAUCGCAGCCAGGCUCCUUCCUCCGCUCUACUCGCUGGUGUUCGUCUUUGGUUUUGUGGGCAACAUGCUGGUUGUCCUCAUCCUCAUCAACUGCAAAAGGCUGAAGAGCAUGACUGACAUCUACCUGCUCAAUCUGGCCAUCUCUGACCUGCUCUUCCUUCUCACCAUCCCGUUCUGGGCCCAUUACGCCGCGGACCAGUGGGUCUUUGGAAAUAGGCUGUGUCAGAUUUUGACGGGGCUCUACUACAUAGGCUUCUACACGGGCAUCUUCUUCAUCAUCCUCCUGACCAUUGACAGGUACCUGGCGAUCGUCCACGCUGUGUUUGCCGUAAAGGCCAGGACGGUCACCUUUGGGGUGGUGACGAGCGUGGUCACCUGGGUGGUGGCCGUGUUUGCCUCUCUCCCUGGGAUCAUGUUCACCAGAUCCCAGAAAGAGAGGUCUCGCCUGACCUGCAGCCCUCAUUUUCCACCCACUCAGUACCAUUUCUGGAAGAACUUCCUGACAUUAAAGAUGACCAUCUUGGGUCUGGUCCUGCCCCUGCUUGUCAUGGUCGUCUGCUACUCGGCCAUCCUCAAGACCCUGCUUCGGUGCCGAAAUGAAAAGAAGAGGCACAAGGCGGUGAGGCUCAUUUUCGUGAUCGUGAUUGUUUACUUUCUUUUCUGGGCUCCCUACAACAUCGUGCUUCUCCUGAGCACCUUCCAGGGGUCCUUCGGCCUGAAUAAUUGCAGUAGCUCCAACAGGCUGGACCAAGCGAUGCAGGUGACGGAGACCCUUGGGAUGACGCACUGUUGCAUCAACCCCAUCAUCUACGCCUUCGUGGGGGAGAAGUUCAGAAACUACCUCUUAAAGUUCUUCCGAAAGCACAUCGCCAGAUGCUUCUGCAAACACUGCCCCGUUUUCCUGGGAGACGUGUCCGACAGGGCAAGCUCAGUUUACACUCGAUCCACCGGGGAGCAGGAGAUCUCUACCGGCUUAUGACCUGGACUUGUCUUUGUACACAGCCUUGGGGUGGGAGUGGUUCUUUUGUAAAGGAAUGUGCUGUCAUAGAGGGUCUACGAUUCAUCCAUCCAUCUGGCAUCUCUUUUAAAAACAUUAGAUCAUUGGAAGCCAUCACUUCCGGAGAGCCAAAUCAAUAUAUGCUGAUGACAGUGACCUUCCCAUCUCUGUUCUACACACAUCAACUCAUUGGCACACUCUCCCUUCACUGCGGAAGUUCAUUAUUAAAAAAAAAAAAAAAAAAUCCUCGGAGAAUUGCUGAUUCUUGAGUGUGGUUGACCUGAACAGAAACACCAAAAUUAAUCAAGAAACGUAUUGGAUAGUUUCUCACCUUCCGGAGGCAAGAGGGGCAGAUUGCAAACGUGCUUAAAGCAGGUCCUUGUCAUGAUCGGUUAAGAAAGGACGUCUUCCAAGUGCGAUCUGCCCUCCAAGGUGUGGUUGGUAAGAUCCUCAGAUGUUCAGGACCAGGUGAGAACGGGGAGAGCAUCUUCAGUGAGAAGGGGAUCCUCUGCUGGGAGAGGGGAGGGAAGGGGAGCUCCAAGCGGCAGACCCCACACCUGGGGAGAGGCUCGGCGGCAGGGGGAAGCUUGGUGUGGGCUGGGGAAGGCAAGGUGAGCCCGGACCGUGGAGAGUGUGCACAGCACCAGUUGUCAAAGCCAGAGCAGGGAGGGCCCUGGCCACUGUUGCAGUGAGCUCAUUGCAUAGCCAAAGGAUGUUCUGGAAAAGUGAGCAUUUAAGGCAGGGAGGUCAAUGACACGCAGGCGAGGCGAGGGGACAUCUGUGUAGGUCCAGGCACCAGGGAUGGGAAGCGGAGAGUAUUUUCACAGCAUGUAGGCUGCGAGUCAGGAGAACUUGUGAUGGAUUUGGGUUGGAGGUAAGAGGCAGAGGGAAGACAGACAGAACCUCCAGGCAUCAAGCAUGCAGACUGGGGAGAUACCCUGAGGAAGACUUCAAACAUGGGAAGGGGAUGAGGUUUGGGUCAAAAGCAGGAGAGGCUUGUGGAAGAGGAAGAGUCUGGUUUCAUGAUCUUGAACACAGCCUUCUGUAGACAAAACCUGGGCUGUCUCUCCGUGGCUGCUCCUGCCCUGACGGCUGUCCUCCCCAGCCCGGUUUCAACAAUGGGGCAUCUCCGGGAGGCUUGGAAACACUAGACUUAGGAACACGUGAGCUUGAGGUCCAGGACCACAGGAACAUUCAGGUGAGGACUGAUUACAUAGUUAAUGAACCUAUCAAGAAGAGCUUUCUAAGCCCUGAGCUAAGAGACCCUGGGGCAGGAAGAGGAGCCAGAAUGAGUACAUCUCUGCCCUCCCGGGGCCUACCACAGCUUCAACAUUGUCUCCUGGAUUCACCUCUCUGUAGGCAGAGGGCAGAAGGGACAGAUUCAUUUGGAAACAGCCCGCCUCCAGCUUGAUCAGCCGCAGAAAGCACCAUUUCCGGACCUUUGUGUUUCAGGCUGAGUGUGGCGACUUGAGACGCUCCUUCCAGCCGCCUUCUCCAGCGUCCCCGAACACUAAGGGAUCUUUUCAUGUCAGAGAGACAGUCCUGACUGUUCUGAGCUGCAACUUUUAUUACUUUGUACCUGCCUGAGAUGGUUUUGGAUCUGGGGAAUGGCUGAGACCAUUUGGGGAGGGAUCAGGCACGUAAAGGAGUGAGAAUCACUCAAGGGUAAAGGUGUCAGAAUAGUAAGAGGUGCUACGGAUGUUUCUCAAGCUCUGAAAGACGAAACUUGAGAGCAGGGGUGGCAACCGGGAAGCACCCAGAGACACUCUGAAGGUUGUUUCAAGGGCAUCAGUAUCCUAUGACCCUAGCCUCUGGGUCAACUCAAAGACAUUCUGUAUCUUUGUGUACGUAUAUGUAUAUAUCCUGCAUAUCUGAGAAUCUUGUGUCUAUGGAAAGUUACAAACUGCUUGGAAAAAAUCCUUACCCAAUAAAAGCCGCCCUCUAAAAUGA
Molecule: messenger RNA, 3713 nt
Organism: Mustela lutreola (European mink)
Lineage: Eukaryota; Metazoa; Chordata; Mammalia; Carnivora; Mustelidae
Product: C-C chemokine receptor type 5
Exons: 4
Coding region: 687-1745 (352 amino acids)
Biological process (GO): G protein-coupled receptor signaling pathway; immune response; inflammatory response
Cellular component (GO): cytoplasm; membrane
Molecular function (GO): C-C chemokine receptor activity; chemokine (C-C motif) ligand 5 binding
Source: RefSeq, a predicted model, not a curated record